UCGUUACUUCGCCGGCCGCCGUCCCCAUUUGUAGUCCACCCAUCCAGGCGUCGAUCAGCUGCCAAUACCCCAGUUCCAGAUCGCUGGGUAGCUGAGCUCGCGCUCCCUGAGUCCCGACGACGUCUCUGUGCUCCGGAGUUCCCACGUCAGCACGCGGCUGUGCUCCCGAUCCCAACGCCGGUAAGCCGUUUCCCAUGUUCUGACAACUCGGGCAACUGUUCUGGGCAUCCAUGGAGCCGAUCCAGGGCUUCCCCAGGCGUUCCUCCGAGCAUCUGGGCCGAGGCGGCGUUGGAGAGGAAGAGGUGGACCGCAUCAGCGACCUAGACGACGACCUGCUCCUCCUCAUCCUCGCGCGUCUCGGAUGCGUCCGCGCCGCCGUGCGGACUGGCGUCCUCUCCCGUCGGUGGCACGGCCUCUGGACCAUCCUCCGGCACAUCGUCAUCAGUGACGUCCCGUUCCCCUCGCUCGAAGCGGCUCUCGGCCACGUCCCUCGCCCACCUCCGGGUCUUUCCCUCCUUGAUCUCCGUGUCCCGGACAAGCCUGACGCCGCCGGCGUCACCUCGCUGUUAAGAGCCGCCGCGCUGCUCGAGCCCAAGGAACUCGCCUUGGCCGUUCCAUGGCGCUUUUUUUGUAACUCGCCCAUGUUAUCCCUCCAGCUGCCGGCCGACAUCAAGUUCCCUGCGCUGGAGACAUUGUCCCUCUCAGGCUGUCAUGUCCGCUUCGAAUCCUUCCUCCCCUGGUGUCCCCUCCUGCGCGUGCUCAGGCUAAAGUUUCAUGACCUUGCUGGAAACCACGAGGACAUCAAUACCUUCAUGACAGUCCACUCCGCGUCGCUGCAAGAGCUUUCUGUGGAAGCCCAGGAGGUAUAUAUAAAUACUGUCGACCUUGUUCUUCCGGAGCUUAAACAUUUGAAGGUGUCUCUGAGGACUUACGGUGAGGUCAACAUAGUAUCUAUCUUGGCACCAAUGGUGGAGAACAUCUCAUGGCAAUGGUCCUAUUGCUCCAUUGACUAUGGUCUUUGGCGAAUUCUCAAGUUGAGGCUGCAGGCAGGAGAGAGACAUGGAGAGUUCCCUUCGCUGCAAAUUCACGCCCGUAUUGUGAGUCUCUUCUUCAUGCUCAAUUUCUUGCAACUUCUGGCUGUACUAAAUUUUUGUAAAUGA
Lolium perenne is the source of this 1160-nucleotide messenger RNA. RefSeq names its product F-box/FBD/LRR-repeat protein At2g04230-like. Lineage: Eukaryota; Viridiplantae; Streptophyta; Magnoliopsida; Poales; Poaceae. The record is from RefSeq and is a predicted model, not a curated record. Gene Ontology annotation, molecular function: protein binding.